This is a messenger RNA of Pezoporus occidentalis (night parrot), 3410 nucleotides long. RefSeq names its product protein kinase C and casein kinase substrate in neurons 2 (gene PACSIN2). Bases 344 to 1678 code for a protein of 444 amino acids. The transcript is spliced from 10 exons. Gene Ontology annotation, biological process: plasma membrane tubulation; caveola assembly; regulation of endocytosis. Gene Ontology annotation, molecular function: phospholipid binding; protein binding. The record is from RefSeq and is a predicted model, not a curated record. Gene Ontology annotation, cellular component: endosome; cytoplasm; plasma membrane. NCBI's taxonomy places the organism in Eukaryota, Metazoa, Chordata, Aves, Psittaciformes, Psittacidae.
AUGUCUCCUGUUUGUCUAGAUACAAGUAUAAACUUUGAGAGACAAUAUCUUAUGCUUAUCCCAAUGUAAGAGCAUGCAUGCAGAAUGAUAAUACAAAGCACAUUGUAGUAUCAGUAUCUUGUGCUGCCCCAAUUGGAAGAAGGCUUUCAGAUGUUAUGAUAAUUUGAUUAAGCUUUAAAGAGAGCAAACUUCAUAAUGCAGGAAGCAUUUUACAAAAAAAAAAGAAGCUUGUUGCAAGAAAAAGAAAGGUGUGACAGUGUCAGUGCUGUCAUAAUUAGAGGUUGGAAAUUACAAGCGGACAGUAAAACGGAUUGAUGACGGUCACAGACUUUGCAAUGAUCUUAUGAAUUGUAUUCAUGAGCGAGCACGAAUAGAGAAGGUCUAUGCACAACAGCUUACGGAAUGGGCAAAAAGGUGGAAACAGCUUGUGGAAAAAGGCCCACAGUAUGGAACAGUAGAAAGGGCUUGGUGUGCUUUUAUGUCAGAAGCUGAAAAAGUGAGUGAACUACAUCUAGAAGUAAAAGGUUCACUGAUGAAUGAAGACUUUGAAAAAAUCAAGAACUGGCAGAAGGAAGCCUUUCAUAAGCAAAUGAUGGGAGGAUUUAAGGAAACCAAAGAAGCAGAAGAUGGAUUUAGGAAAGCUCAGAAACCUUGGGCAAAAAAGCUGAAAGAGGUGGAAGCAGCAAAGAAAGCGUACCAUGCGGCCUGCAAAGAGGAGAAACUGGCUAUAUCCAGGGAAACAAACAGCAAAGCUGAUCCAGCACUAAAUCCUGAACAACUUAAAAAAUUACAAGACAAAGUGGAGAGAAGCAAACAAGAUGUACUAAAGACAAAAGAGAAGUAUGAAAAAUCACUGAAAGAAUUAGAUAAUGCUACUCCUCAGUAUAUGGAAAACAUGGAGCAGGUAUUUGAACAGUGUCAGCAGUUUGAGGAAAAACGUUUACGUUUCUUUCGGGAAGUGUUACUGGAAGUGCAAAAACAUCUUGAUUUGUCUAAUGUUGCAAGUUACAAAAACAUCUACCGUGAACUGGAACAGAAUAUCAAAACAGCAGAUGCUGUUGAAGACUUGCGGUGGUUUAGAGCUAAUCAAGGUCCAGGGAUGUCAAUGAACUGGCCUCAGUUUGAGGAGUGGUCAGCAGAUCUGAAUCGCACUCUCAGUAGAAGAGAAAAAAAGAAGGCUUCUGAUGGGGUGACUCUAACUGGUAUUAAUCAGACAGGAGAUCAAGUUUCGCAGCCUAACAAACAUAGCAGCAGUCUUAGUGUCCAGAGUAACACAGUGCAGUCAGUACAAUCAAGUUACAAUCCCUUUGAAGAUGAAGAAGAUACUGGGAGUACUGUCAGUGAAAAGGAGGACAGUAAGAUCAAAAAUGUUAGCAGCUAUGAGAAAAACCAAGGCUACCCUACGGAUUGGUCUGAUGAGGAGUCCAACAAUCCCUUCUCUUCCACUGAUGCAAAUGGAGACACUAAUCCAUUUGAUGAAGAUACCUCUCCUGCAAUGGAAGUGAGAGUACGUGCACUCUAUGACUAUGAGGGCCAAGAGCAAGAUGAGCUCAGCUUCAAAGCUGGGGAUGAGUUAACUAAAAUGGAGAAUGAAGAUGAGCAGGGUUGGUGCAAAGGACGCCUGGACAAUGGACAAGUUGGCUUAUACCCAGCAAACUAUGUGGAACCAAUCCAGUGACAAAGGACAACGCUAAUACAGAAGUGUUACAGAAGCUCAUAGGCUUGUAUAGUAUAUAUUUAAAGUAAGAGGAAGCUGAAUGAUGUAUAGAGUGUAUAUAUUUUAAUGGAAAGGCGAGAGCUUGAUGUCGAAAUCAUGAUGAUUUAAAGACAAAAGCUUGAACUAAUAAUUUGAUACUGGUUUCACAGCUUGUGCACAAUGCAAAGGAGAGGGGUUAGCUUGAAAAAAUACUAUGAUAGGAAAAAUAUUUUUAAGCUUUUUCUCCCCAUGUGGUCUGUUAUUGUGAAUCCUAAACAUUUUUGCAUUUCUAUGCUUGUGCCUCAUCCUACCCUAGGUAUGUGGCUUACGCUCACUUUUGUUUAAUCAGUUAUUUUAAGUGACCUUCAGUAACUCGCAACUUGAAUUUUAAAGAUUAUUAUAAUUAAUUUUCUAUUUGUUCUUAGCGAUGUCUGAAAGAUGCAGUAUUUUUUUAUUUAAAUGCUGUGUAGUUAAGCACCUUUUUUGUAUGCUUGGAUUUAUCAAUCAAUACUUAAAUUAUGACAUAGAUUUAGUCACCAAUUGACUGAAUGAAAACUCCUUCCAUGUUAUAGUAAUCUUUCUAUGUUGUCAGCAUGGCUUGAAGUUGUAAAACAAAUACUGUAAUAAAUAUCUGUUACAGAAGGCUAUUUGUAGCAGAGCUAUCUGCAGGUGUCAUGGGUUGGGAUUCUAUUAUGAAUGUUGUUUACGUGGUUUGACAUUUAAACUAAGAGUUUUCCAUCUAGAACUUAAAUGGCACUCAAAAGAAAGAUAAAUUAUAUGUAAGCCCCAGAAUAGUAGCUAUUUCCUGCACAUGUUUGCAGGGAAUAAAGAUGAUCUCCUUUAAACUGCUAAUGAUUUUUGGGUGAUUUGAAAUGUUAAAUCUGUGAAGGCUAAUUUUUUUGAACAGAGAAGACUGUAAAAUAUAUGAAAUGCUUUUUAUUAAGAGCCUAUCUAUGUUGUGUAUAUGUACAUAUAAUUUGAUAUUCCAAAAUAUAAAGAGCAUGGCUAUUAGUUAUCAAGCCUUUUUUUGUCAAUAAGAUUUAGACUGUUUUAAGAGUUUAAAUUAUAGGUAUAUUUAAAUCUGCUUUCCUGCCAUAUUCAUUACUGUACCAUAGACAAAGUAUUCUGUGAUUAGAUUUUCAGAAGUACAGUAAAUACACUAACAUACUCAAAAUCUGUAUUUGUGGAUAAAUCUAUGGGUCAAAAUAUAAACUAGCUUUAGUCCUUACAUGGAUUAUUGUAGCAGAACACUGUAAAAUCUACAUUUGUUUGCCAUUACAGCUCGGCCAUCUGUAAUUGUGUCAAAUAGUAUGCAUUUGUUACAUUUAAAGUGGGUUGUAAAAUUAUAGCAGAUUUGUGUUUAAAAAAAAACAAACCCAAACAAAAACCCAAGUAUCAGGUAAGUAGAUAUGCUAUGUUAGGAAGCUACACUGUUUUGAAGCUAACAAAUCUGUUUUGAGGUAACUAUAAAACACUGUUGGUAGUCUUGGAUUUUAUUGUUUGCUUUUGAGCUUAUAGAUAUAUUUAGUCGUCAUUUUCAAUGAACCAAAAUGUGCAAGCUUAGAAAGUGGAUGUAUGUAUAUGUCUGUCAAGGAAAACUUACCAACAUGAUUGUUCAUCCACAAGACGGUUACUAAAAUUGUCAGGAAUUACUGGUUUGGGUCUCUGUAUUGUAAAAUAUUUUAGAAAACAAUAAAAUCUGUUAUCUCUUAAA